AUGGGUACCAAAAAGCACCGAAGAUCGCGAAGACAUGAUCUGAAUGAAGACCGUUUGGCAAAGUUGAAUGCAGAGAACGCAAGUCUAGAUCUGGCCAAACGAGCUAAUCAUCGAAUGGGAAAGAGCAUGAGAGACAAGCUCAAGAAAGAAAAAGCUCUACUUAUCGAACAGAUAAAGACACAACAGAGCCAUAUCACAGGCUCAAGCCUUGAGGGUUCGAAAAUGGCAAGUGAGCCAUCUAUAUACGUCGAUAUGCUCGGUGAGCGUAGGCGUUUCAAGGCUGGCACAAGGGGUGGUCAAGCAUGGCAACAAGAAAUGUCAAAGCACCGCAAGCUACGCGACGUCGAGAUGGAGAAGUUGAUUGCUCAGGGCAUCAACCCCAAUCCUUUCAAUUUGAAACCUGUUCAACACGAACCCCUUCCAGAUAUUCCCGAGGCUGAAUUCCGAGACACCAACGAUCAAACGAUGUUCGCUGAGGUAAGUCCCAAAGACCAUUGA
This is a messenger RNA of Bacidia gigantensis, 498 nucleotides long. RefSeq lists its product as uncharacterized. The coding region runs from base 1 to 498 and encodes 165 amino acids. The record is from RefSeq and is a predicted model, not a curated record. The transcript has 2 exons. NCBI's taxonomy places the organism in Eukaryota, Fungi, Ascomycota, Lecanoromycetes, Lecanorales, Ramalinaceae.